AUGUUCCCCAAAAUAUAUAACAAGAAGUUGAAACAUGGAAUUCCCCUAUUGAUAACCGCUGCUUGCAUUUUCUUCACACUUAACAACUACUUAUCUGAUGACAUUAGCCAGUACUUGUUGGAAGCGAAUGCGUUGCACAUGAAUCGACAGUCUUCCUUCGACCCUCGAAGUAUCACCUACGCGCUCUUCUCGUAUGUGAAUGGGCUCAACAACCAAGAGCUCAUGAAUUUUUCCGACCUUGGCAACAAAUAUGGAGUGUAUUUUCAUUGGGAUGAUUGGGUCGACUUGUCAGCCGCCAAAUCCAUUCUCGGCAAGUAUCGGCAAAAAUACCCCCAGGGUCAAUGUGAUAGCGUGCUACGCAACUUUGCCGAUGUGAAUGGCUAUUUCAUGGAAUCUUACAACAAAAAAGUGUAUCGUGGAAUGGCCGAUCUUUAUUGUCUUAAGGAAAUACCCGAGCGAGUUAUUAUUCUGACAGACAAAGCGUUUGUGCAUAUUCCGGUAAUCGGCAAAAAGCGCUUAGGCGAGUCCAACCUUCCCUACAAUAUCUAUAAAGACCAGAUGGUCAACGAAAUGAUGAAAAUUCAAACCUCUGAUGAUUUGACUUUUAAGGUCGCCGACUAUAAACCAUUAGAACACGAGGUAAACAUCAAGGCUGAAGAUUUCAUCUUCAAUCUCGAUUCAAACAUCUUCCACUUGCAAGAACAACUCAACAAUAACACCAUCUCCUCAAAAGAUCUUGAAUACCUUCAAUUUUUGGAAUACUCUAGUGUGUUGAUAGAAAAAUCAGACACUUAUUUCAAGUAUCCAUGGAUUAUAACCGAUGUCAUUCAAGGAAGAUCCCAUCAUUUAGCAUAUCCUUUUUUCAAGAGGUUCAUUGGCGAUCGCGAGCGUCAAAGUGUCAUUCACCAUAUGAUUCGUGUAUGGUUCCAGUUUGCCGAACUGAAUAAUAUACCGAGCUGGAUAAAUUACGGCUCGCUUUUAGGCUGGUCAUAUAACGGUGUCAAUAUGCCGUGGGAUACAGAUAUCGAUGUUCAAAUGCCAAUACGUCAUCUUGAUCGACUUGGUCGAGAAUUCAACCGACUGAUUAUAAUCGAAAAUCCUCGAUAUGGAAACGGCAAAUACUACUUGGAAGUUGCUCCCACCUACACAGCUCAGGGCAAUGGAAGAAAUUUCAUCGAUGCCCGUUUUAUCGAUAUCAACACUGGACUCUACAUUGAUAUCUCAGCAUUGGCACAUACAAACUUCAAGCCUCCCAAAAAGCUCUUUAAAGGGUCAGAGAACGUCGAAGACUUGAAGGCGAUGACUGUUCACUGCAAGAAUUGGAAUUGGCAUACUUUAGAAGAGCUUCUACCAUUGAGACACACCUAUUUUGAAGGUGGAGAAGCUUACAUUCCUCGUAACGUGUCACGCAUUCUUACUCGAAAGUAUGGAAAAACAUCCUACACUACCAAGAAUCGUUUCAAGAACCACAAUUACCAGAAAGAUAUCCGCCUUUGGGUCCCCGAUAGGAUAUGUAGCUCUUCGCCCAACAAGCGGUUCCAGGAUGAAGAAGGAUCCGCGUUGACAUUAAAGGGAGCUUGCAACAGUCCUCGUUUGCAGGAUGAGUUCCGAAUUGUUCAUGAAUCGGCUCAAAGAAGAUUAGAUUUCGAGGUGGACGUGGAUAAUAGUAUUUACUACGAUACUGAACAAACACCUCCGCUUCCAAUAUUCAGGAAGGAUGCAUGGGAUUAUUAUAAUGACAUCAACAAAAAAUUAGUCACCGAUGACAACUGGUACGUACGAGAGGAGAUUGUACGGUAA
Messenger RNA from Meyerozyma guilliermondii ATCC 6260, 1800 nucleotides. RefSeq lists its product as uncharacterized. The record is from RefSeq and is a predicted model, not a curated record. Bases 1 to 1800 code for a protein of 599 amino acids. The transcript has a single exon. NCBI's taxonomy places the organism in Eukaryota, Fungi, Ascomycota, Pichiomycetes, Serinales, Debaryomycetaceae.